AUGGCUCAACCAAACCCUUACCUCCUUGCUUGCGACAACCCCGCCGCGCUACUGGAUCUGCUGCGCUCCAAUCCCGCAAUCGCAUCCUGCCAGGAUGAGUCUGGGUAUUCGCUUCUACACGCCGCCGCAUCCUACGGUCACAUCGAUCUCCUCCGUGCCCUUGUAAAAGAGUUCAACGUGGAUGUGAAUCUGGUCGACGAAGACGGCGAAACAUGCCUGUUCGUGACCGAACAGCCCAAGGUUGCCCGGUGUCUGGUUGAAGAGCUCGGCGUGGACUUUAACAGGACAAAUAGUGAAGGCAUGAAGGCAUACGAGAAGAUGGAAUCCGAGGAAGAGAACCCCAGCGUGUCUACCUACCUUCGCGAAGUCAGUGGCGCUCCUGCUGCCCCGGUGGACGACUCGCCUGCAGGCCCAUUGAAUGCCCCACCGCCGAUCCCGGGCAACAUGCAGGUCAAUAUUGGUACUAUGUCGGAACAAGAGCUGAAUGAAGGCGAGACUGAGGUGGAUCCCGAGUUUAAGAGACGGAUUGAUGAGCUGGCGGCUCGCGAUGACUUCAACAGCGAGGCCACCCAGAAUGAGCUGCGUGAGCUUGUGAUGGAUGCUAUUGCGAGCUCAAGUAUUGAGACCAAUGAGCGCGAUUCACGCCAAAGGACGGAAUGA
This is a messenger RNA of Penicillium odoratum, 660 nucleotides long. Its product is annotated as ankyrin repeat protein. Lineage: Eukaryota; Fungi; Ascomycota; Eurotiomycetes; Eurotiales; Aspergillaceae. The transcript has a single exon. The record is from RefSeq and is a predicted model, not a curated record. Bases 1 to 660 code for a protein of 219 amino acids. Gene Ontology annotation, molecular function: protein binding.